AUGCCCUCCUCACCGCGAACCCCUAGGCAGCGCCGGGGACCAGUUGUAGAAGACGAGCCGGCCUCGCCUGUUUUCGAGCCACCGCAAAGAAGCGACACAUUUGACGAGGAUUCAAAGACUACCUAUGAGUCUAGUCAAGAAGAUAAUGAUGAUGCCCCUACUUCUAUCUUGAGCAACGACCCUUUCAGUAGCGAGAGCAGCCGCAUUCUGUUCGAGUCUAUCGAUGAACUUCGACGUUGUGGUGCUGGUCAAGAUCUGGAUCUUCCCCAGCUGGUGAUAGUAGGGAAACAGUCCGCUGGAAAAUCUUCACUCCUCAAAAGUUUGACCGACAUCCCAUUUCCAAUCGACAGCAAUCUUUGCACUCAAUUUGCGAUGCGGAUCGUUUCUCGCCGUACAGCUCCAGGAACGUCUGAUAUUGUUCAAGCCUCGAUUGAGCCGGGUGAUGUCAAUCCUUUUACUGUACACAGUGACGACUCCCGUGCAAAAGCCUUUAGUAAAGUACUUGCAAGUUUGGAUUUUGAGGCUUUUGAAGAGCUUAUUGUUGAGGCGAAAGAAGCUAUGGGUAUUGGCUCUCCCCUAUCCUCAGAAGACAAAAAUUAUUCUAGCCAGGUCUUAAAGAUUGAGCUCUCGGGACCCAAGCGGUCUCACUUUGCAAUCCUCGACUUGCCAGGAAUUUUCAGCUCCAGGAGAGAUGGAGUGUCUAGACGAGAGAUGGAAGGAGUAACACGAAUGGUGACUUCUUACAUGCAAAAGCCCGAAAAUAUCAUCAUUUGUGUCGCAGAUGCUUCUGGCGAUAUUCAGAAUGAGCAGAUUCUUGAGCUUGCUAGCGAGAUCGAGAGCUCGCGAAAAGUUGGUGUUUUCACCAAGUGUGAUAAGUCGGAUAACCCCAAAGAUAUUGUGAAUUUGGUAAAUGGCCGAAAUAAAUUUCAAGGAAAGCCGCUUCACUGGCAUGUUGUGCAAAACGCUGGACCAAAUGCCGCCGCAAACUUCGACCGCGAGCAAGCUGAGGCUGCCACAUUCACUAAGUCCCCAUGGACCGAAAUCCCGAAAGAGCGGCGAGGAAUUCCGGCUCUCAAACAGUACCUAGCAACAUUGCUUUGUACAAGGAUCAGAGAGGCCUUUCCCGACAUGUUGAGAACGGUCACUGGUAAACUCGACGAAGAGCAGCUUCACAGAAGGUCACUUGGCGAAUCUCGAGCAGAUCACUCGCAACGGCUGGCACAUCUUGUUGCUAUCUCGCAAAAGUAUCAGGACUUGGCUAAGAAGUCGUUGUCAACCCCUGACGCGCUUCCGGACGCGAAGAUGAAAUUGAGAGGUAAAUCAAAGGCAAUUACGCAAGAAUACACGAAGAGUAUGACUACAAACGGUCACUUCUAUAACUUUCUUGAGAUCGGAAAGAGCGUAGAUGUUUUUAUUAAUGUCGACGAGGAAUCUGACAGCUCUUCUGAAUCUCUUCCUGUGCCUGAUUUCGGUCACACUCGUGGUAGUAAGAAUGACCUGCCUACCCCAAUUUCGACCCCAACCAAGAAAUCUACUGCUAAAACGCAGUUCAAAACAGCUGUCCACCCCCUCUAUCGAGAAAUACGCACCCAACUUCGAGAGAACUUAGGCGAGGAACUCCCUGGAGUUCUCAACCCCUGCGUACUACAUCCUCUAUGGAGAAUUCAAACUCAAAAAUGGCAAUCUCUAACCAGGGACCAUCUUUCAAAGCUGAUCACCCGCACUUCCGAAGUCUCCAUCCUACUCUUCCGACAAGCCUGCAAAGAAGUUGGCGUUAGCGAACGCACCGUUUUCGGCCUGGAAAAGCAACUCGCCGGCUUCGAGCGCCAAUCCCGACAAGAUGUCAUGAACAAACUGGACCUUCUGUGCACCCGCAACGCCAACAUGGCCCUCCAAACCAACAACCCCGAAUUCGACUACAAAGUCCGUAAGGCGCGCGAACUCCGCUUCUCGCAAGCCCUCGAACGCUACAUCGCGCUUCACCCGCCCUCUACCUUCUCCUUCGCCAAACUCACCACCAGCAAACCCUGCGCCAUUGUCGACGAUGACCAUAUCGCCACCUUAUUCAACGAACUCCACCCUAACGGCGCGCGAUCUCAGAACGUGGAAGAUGAGAUUCAUGACCUCCUGAGAGCGUACUAUGAAAUUACGAUUCAGAAUUUCAUUUACGAUGUCACGCAUAAUCUGAGUGAGCCGUUUUUGUUGGAUACAAACGGGCCGUUGCUGGGGCUGAAUACGGAGUUUGUGAUGGGGUUGGGGGAAGAUGUGGUGCUUGAGCUGGCGGGCGAUGAGGAGGUUGAUGUUGUGAAGAGGAGGGAGUGCGAGGGGCGGAUUGGACGGUUGGAGGAGGCGUCCGCUUGA
Glarea lozoyensis ATCC 20868 is the source of this 2361-nucleotide messenger RNA. Its product is annotated as P-loop containing nucleoside triphosphate hydrolase. NCBI's taxonomy places the organism in Eukaryota, Fungi, Ascomycota, Leotiomycetes, Helotiales, Helotiaceae. The coding region runs from base 1 to 2361 and encodes 786 amino acids. The record is from RefSeq and is a predicted model, not a curated record. Gene Ontology annotation, cellular component: membrane; microtubule; cytoplasm. The transcript is spliced from 8 exons. Gene Ontology annotation, molecular function: GTPase activity; GTP binding; microtubule binding.